Molecule: messenger RNA, 5905 nt
Organism: Electrophorus electricus (electric eel)
Lineage: Eukaryota; Metazoa; Chordata; Actinopteri; Gymnotiformes; Gymnotidae
Gene: arhgef25a
Product: Rho guanine nucleotide exchange factor (GEF) 25a
Biological process (GO): axon guidance
Cellular component (GO): extrinsic component of membrane; cytoplasm
Molecular function (GO): guanyl-nucleotide exchange factor activity
Source: RefSeq, a predicted model, not a curated record
GUGGUAAAUGCAGACAGCCAAUGAAAGUGGGGCCUCAGAGAUGUUAUGUGGUAAGUCCUCCCAUUGCAAGAAAGGCCCUGACAAGCCAAGGAGUGUGUGUCAAAGCUGAGUGGCUUGCCUGCCCACAUAGGAUAAAGGAUAAAAUGUGUUGUUUUUGAAAGAAGCGUGGAAUGUUUUGUGAAGGGACCUUACGCUAGGGGACAGCACUGGAGUGGGGAAAGGCCUCCCUGAAGUUCAUCUCUCUGCUCGGAAGCUGGGCACAGGGACAAAGCAGGCCCGGGUCCGUCCAGACCAAAACGCUUUACACCCUUCCAGACUCACUUUGUGUGCAAGAGAUCGGCAGCGGGUCCUAAAAAUCGGAGCGUCGCUGCAUCAUCUCGGCGCCGUGCCACCGCGUGCCCCCAGAAGAAGGCGGGAACUGGAAGGAGGCUGAACCUGGAAGGUGGGAGCACAAGCAGAAGGGAUCGUGCAGAGCAGAGUGCCGCUGGUGCAAAAUGAAAGCUCUUCAGAAGAACCAGGGGCGCACCGACCAGAUCCUGGGCGCCAUGGCAGACAUGCUGAGCUCUCUGGCUGUGCCCAGGCAGCAGUGGAACUCUGAGGGCACAACCGAGCCUGUGGUGGAUGGAGAGCAGACAGACCGAUCUCAGUGGCAUCCAGACGGGUCUGAGCGGAAGUCUCCGGACAGCCCUGAGAGAGCGCCGUGGUACGGGAAAGACUCGUACUCGGCUGCGGGUAGUGAGGGCAGCAUCUCCACGUCAGUGGCCUCUCUGCCCCCACAGACGUCGGCUGGUUCAGUACCGAGCUCACCUGGUUCUCGCCGUUCCGUCAGCACGCUGAAGAAGUGGCUGACCAAUCCGGUGCGGAAGCUGAGCACCAGCGCCACCCCGGCCGUCACCCCGGCCUCCAGGUCCAAGGGCGAGCGGCCAGCGCACAGGAUGGAGGGCAAACCCCCUUCUGCCCCAGGCAGGGCCUGCCAGGGGUUGGGGGGUGGCGGGGCAGUGGAGGAGCACUUCACCAUUACAGAAAAGGAGCUGGACUGGAGGGAUGAUAUACUUGAUGCUCCAGGCUUUGUACAGUCCCACAGUGAACCGGCUGAUUCCUUACAGGUCACGACCUCACUGGGUUCCAUGCAGGUGGAAGACAACGGCUCUGUGAUGAUGGAUGAGACCUCCAGCCAAUCGUCAAUGACUAUAGACAGUGAAGAGGAGAAGAGGAGUGCCUUAGAGAAGAGCAUGUAUGUUCUCAAAGAACUGAUCGAGACAGAGAAGCUGUACGUAGUUGAUCUGGGACUCAUCGUGGAGGGUUAUAUGGCUACUAUGAGCACUAAAGGAGUGCCAGAAGACAUGAAGGGAAAAGAUAAAAUUGUCUUUGGCAACAUACACCAGAUCUACGACUGGCAUAAAGAUUAUUUCCUGGGUGAGCUGGAGAAGUGUGUGGCGGAGCCUGAGAGGUUGGCGCAGCUGUUCAUCAAACACGAGAGGCGUCUUCACAUGUAUGUGGUGUACUGCCAGAACAAGCCAAAGUCAGAGCACAUCGUGUCGGAAUACAUCGACACCUACUUCGAGGAGCUGAAGCAGCAACUUGGUCACAGGUUGCAACUGAAUGACCUCCUCAUCAAGCCUGUGCAGAGAAUUAUGAAGUACCAACUACUACUGAAGGAUUUCUUAAAGUACUACACUAAGGCUGGAAUGGACACAGUGGAGUUGGAGAAAGCAGUGGAGGUGAUGUGCUUUGUUCCUAAGCGCUGUAAUGACAUGAUGAAUGUGGGACGUCUGCAGGGCUUUGAGGGCAAAAUCACGGCACAGGGAAAACUGCUCCAGCAGGACACGUUCAUCGUCAGCGAACAGGACAGCGGCUUCCUGUCUCGACCCAAAGAGCGUCGGGUCUUCCUGUUUGAACAGAUUGUAAUUUUUAGUGAGCCUAUAGACCGGAAGAAAGGCUUCUCACUUCCUGGUUACAUCUUUAAGAACAGUAUCAAGAUGAGCUGCCUUGGUGUGGAGGCAUGUGUGGAUGGCCACCCGGCUCGCUUUGCGCUGACGUCUCGCGGGGCUGACGGCAACACGGUCUGCUUCGUGCUGCAGGCCUCCAACCCCGACGUCAGAAGGUCGUGGCUCUGUGACGUCAGUCAGAUCCUGGAGACCCAGCGCAACUUCCUCAAUGCCCUGCAGUCACCCAUCGAGUACCAGCGGAGGGAGAGUAAGAGUAACAGUUUGGGCCGCAGCAUGAGACCCCCCCCGGUGGACAUCCCGGGGCUGAGACCUCACUCCUCCGCCUCCAUGGACAGACAGAGGGUGCCCUGCCUCCAGGCCUACAACUCCUCACUCCCCUCUCUCUACCUGCCGAGCCACAACCCUGCCAACACACAUGCACAGCCAGAGACAGUGCAAGAGCACAACUGUAUGCUGGAGUCCAGGCUGGAUUGUCAGGCUGUGUCUCCAGCACAUGUGCAGAUGGCCUUCGCUGAUGAGUCUCCCCUAUCGCAGACACGUCUGCUCUGCCAGACGGUCUCCAACGGCGUCUACCCGUCCAGCAUACAGAGCUCACAGCAGCGGCGCACAGGAGAGGAUGGUUUCAGAACUUGGCCGCACGAUGCAGGGUUGUUGGCUCCAGGACCCCCCUCCAGUCUACAGCACUGCAAUAACCUGGCCCAGCUGGACGAGGACGAACUGUGACCCUGUGCGCCCUGGGAGCCGGUCCCAGCCUGGACACGUCCUCUCCAGCCUCCAUCGCUCGCGUGAUUGGCCUCCUGCUGUCCCUGUUCAACUCGCACUCGAAAUGAUCAAGCUACUUCGUUCCGCUUUCUUAUUUGUCCUUUCAAGUAGCAGUGUGUUUUGUUCAAAAGAGAAAUGACCAUUCCUGCAUUGGGAGGACACUGGAGUUGGAAUUUUUGGAGGUUUUUUUUUUUUUUUUAAAUGAAUAUCCGUGCGGGUGUACGUGAGUAUGUAUGUACGUGUGCACGUGUGUGUAUGUGUGGUGGAAAUUGCUUCAGUAUUGUAAACGUGCUGUUCCCCUCAACAAUGUGGCGUGCAGUUCAGAGGACUAAUCAGAUACCUUAGAGAGACUCGGUUCAGCAGGGCCAUCUAUCUCCAGCCUGUAUCAAACAGCCUGCUUCAUCCCGUACAUUCUUCCGAACGAGCCAGCGGGAAGCAGAGUGAUGACGCGGCUGAUUUGUAUUCACCGUGUGUGGAAGACGUUGACUGAAUCCCUGCAUGAAGACACAGUGGAUUUACUCUCUCUCUCUCUCUCUACUGAAAAAGGGAGUGUCCAGUAAUGUGUUUCCCUAUUCUGUUUGACAGCAAGGUGCCGUUUGAGCUGAGUGGAAGUAAUGCAGUGACAGCGCCCCCUAGAGACACACAGCUGGCGUGAUGUGAGUCUACAGGGUUGGGGUAGGGUCACUCGGUCUGUAUUUGCAGCUUCUGUUGGACACAUCCAGUGGCAGCUUUCACAUGCGCCGCCUGGCUGAGGAGGAGAAGGAUCCCCUCAACGCUCCGUGGGAACAGCAGACCACUCGGGGACAUGCUAGUAGAGUGACAGAAGGCAGCAGGUUGACGGACGUCUUCCGCUCUGCCACCCUUCAAGCUCCUGAGUUGUUUCCUCAUCAUCCAUGCUGCCUGCUACACUGUUUGAUCUCUUGAUGAAGUGGUUUCAAAGAUAACCCCUAGAAAUAAUGAUUUUUGAUGACUCAGAUGUUACUAAAAAACAAAAAAACAUUCCCCUGAUGGUAUAUCACUAAGUGCCAAAACACAGUUCCAGUGCCCUUAAGUGCAUCUGUUUAAAAGUAAACAACUAGAUUCAUUUGAUGAUUACACAUAGGGAGGCUAUGUGCAUUAAUAUCCUUUGUGGGUGUAAGAUCCAUUUAAAACUUAAAAAAUGAUAUCUGAAUUAUUACCCAUGAAAAAGAUACAAUUAUGCCUGAAAACAUUGUUUGCAAACAUGAUGAUUUGUUUCUUAUAAUUUGAUUUGUUGAUUUUAAAUUAUUUCACCUUGCCAAAAAGCUACAAAUGUGUGCACCACUCAGUUGAUUCAGUUACAUCAAAAGGUGGCAGACAUAUAUUUUGAAAUGAUGUCUGAAAUCUGCAGACUAAUGUUUCCAUUUUUUAAAUGUGUUUUUUUUAAAUCAUACAAGCAAUUACCUUGCAUUUUGAAUUAUCUUCUCAAAAGAGGAGAGAUUGUAUUGAAAUGUAAAAUGAAUAGUGUGACUGGCAAGCGCUUUCAAAACUGCUUUGCCAAUUGCAAUAUUUGCCCAGUAGAGGGCACCAGGCUGCUUCGGCACUACUGCACACACUUCUGAAUCUUUGAAUCUUUUCAACUGGGCCCUCGGGUGCCUAGUUUCCCAACAGCAUUGUAAUGUUUGGAUUACCUUGAUUUAAGAGAGUCUUCAAAGUGGCACUCACUCUGACACUUUAUAAUUAGACUUGCAAAAUAGCACCAAAGCUUGUAUCUUCUAAUACUGGAAUGUCUAAAAUGCAUAUACACGGUUACUCUUAAAAUGAAUGUCCCACUGCUCACAUUCUGUUGUCUUGACAUAAUACUCUAAUAACAAAUAGACAAUAUAGCCCUGUACUGAGUAUGAGUUUGAACUCUCUAUUACCUUUGCACAAGUCUAAACCUUUGCAUGCUUUGUUAAACCAAACCCCUAAAAUCAGUCAGCAGAGGACAAUGUAAGAACUGAGGAGAGGACGGAUGUUUAUCAGGAGUCUAUAUGACAGAUCUCGUUGUAUUAUAUCGAAUAAAUUGUGUCUUUUUGCAAUACGAGGACUUUCAUAUCGCAACACUUUUUUUGUAUAUUUUUUUUUCUCUCAUUUUAUUAUUAUUUUCAUCAUCAUACGGUGUAAACCCAAAUUCUCCAUUUGAAAGGACCUUUGGUAUUGUCGGUUAGAGUAACAAUUGCGUUUCCACACCACUGCAUUCAAAAACAAAUGCCGGGGAUGUGAGGCAAGUGGGGACCCACUUGUGUAGCACCUGGGGUCAUUUGUCCUGGAGCAGGGUCAAAUUCCGGGUAUCCCAGGGCAGUAGCGAGCUAACGGCAGCCUGUCUGUGAUAUGCAGAACUGGAGAGAGAGGGUUUUAAGGUAUUUGCUUUUUGAAGGGUGUGAAAUCAAAGCAGCUCUGUGCCUCUGGUGUCACGGCCUGACCAGCUGGGGGUCCAUUCACCGCAAACCCCCACAGGGGCGUCAUCCUCAGGAACUGCUGACCCAGUCAUUACCACUGUGAGAGCAAGGGGCCAUUAAAAGACCACACGACUGUGAACUUGAUGGCAGAAGCUCUCCAUCAAUGGCCGUCCUAUUUACGGUAAGGUGUGAAAUGUCGGAGUUCUUUCCAAUCAUUUGUUCCGUAAAAGUGUUUCCUUAGUACCGAGUAACAAUGCCCACCCAGCAUUGGCAUCCCCAAUACACUUCAGUUAACAUAUGAAUCACCUAUACAGACAGCAUCCCGGACCUCACACAACGGUAGAUUUAAUGUUAGUUUAAAGUUAGCCAUUUGCUCAUAUUUGCACUUUAAUUAGCAUGUGAGGAGUGUGCCAGCGUGUGAUGGAAUGAAUAACAAAAGGAGGAGAUCAUUUUGUCUGAUUAUUCACUUUUAUUUUUUGUUUUUACAUGCUUCUUUAGUCCUCAUAGAACUGUGUGCUAUAUGAACACAAUAUAAUUACUGCACUUUCUGAGGCCAUAAUUAACACCCAGGGCUUACAAUUCAGACUUAAAAUGAGAAGGAAUGUUUUGAGUGCAAAUCAUCUUGGUACAAGAGUGAAAAAUUGUAUGUCUGGCAAAAGAAUGUCGAAAGCAACAACCAAAAAACAAAGAAAAGACUAAAUGAGAUCAAAAUGAAUAUUUCAUGUUAAGGCAACAUUUUCUGUCAAAAAGAACAAUCAAGUUUGUUUAAUAAAUACUUUUUAUUUUGUGCUUGUA